Molecule: messenger RNA, 5629 nt
Organism: Phalacrocorax carbo (great cormorant)
Lineage: Eukaryota; Metazoa; Chordata; Aves; Suliformes; Phalacrocoracidae
Source: RefSeq, a predicted model, not a curated record
CCCGUGCCCCCCCCGCAGGGGGACCUGAAGCGGUACCUGCGGGCGCAGCGGGGGGCCGGGGGGGGGGCGCCGGAGCUGCCCCCCCGCGACGUGGCCACGCUGCAGCGGUUGGCGCUCGAGGUCACGCUGGGGCUGCGGCACCUGCACCGCCACGGCUUCGUGCACAGCGACCUGGCCCUUCGCAACUGCCUGCUGACCUCGGAGCUGACGGUGCGGCUGGGGGACUACGGGCUGGCCCACAGCAACUACCGGGAGGACUACUACGUGACCCCCGAGCGCCUGUGGGUGCCCCUGCGCUGGGUGGCCCCCGAGCUGUUGGCCGAGACCCGCGGGACCCUGGCGCUGGCGGAGCAGAGCAAGGAGAGCAACGUCUGGUCGCUGGGGGUGACGCUGUGGGAGCUGUUCGAGCUGGGGGUCCAGCCCUACCAACACCUCUCGGACCAGGAGCUCCUCGGCCGCCUGAUGCGCCGGCGCCCGCUGGCCCUCGGCCGCCCCCGGCUCCGCCUGCCCCACGCCGACGGCUGGUUCGGGGUGCUGCAGUCCUGCUGGCGCCCCCCCCCUCAACGCCCCUCCCUGGAAGAGCUGCACCGCCGGCUGAGCACCCUCCUGCGGGGUCCCCCGGGGGGGUCCCCAACCCCGGCGCCCCCCCCUCGCCCCCCUUCCGCCUUCCCCCUCCUCGACGCCUUCCCGGGCCCCGACCCCGAGGACGUCCUCACCGUCACCCAGAGCAGCCGGGGACGUCUGGCCUUCGAGUGUCUUUGGGAACGUGCCCGGGGGGGCCGCGUCGGGGGGGGCCCCCCGCCCCCCCAAAACCGUCCCGGUACCUUGGGGACCCCCGGGGUGCUGCCGGUGUUGGGCGCCCGCAGCCCCUCGGGGACCAGCGAGUAUUACAUCCGCCUGGAAGAACACGAAGGUGGGGGGGGGGCUUCGGCCCCCCCGGGCCCCCCCGCCGUCCCCAACCGUCGCGGGGGGCUCAAUCCGUUUCGGGGGGUCCAGGAGACGGCGCUGACGGGGGGGGCCGGGGAGGGGUGGGGGGAGCGCAGCUCGGCGGGGAGCACGGCCGGCAGCGGGGGGAGCAGCCCCCGGCGUCCCCUGGCUUGUCCCCUGUGUCGGGGGGACGAGGAGGGGGACGACGGCGACGCCCCCCCGGCCCCCUGUACCUGCGCCCUGGCCCGCGCCGAGGUGGUGCGGGGGUGGCGGGAGCGGGGGGCCCCCCUGCGCCCCCGUUGUGACAGCGCCGGGGACGACUCGUCCCUACGGGCCGAGAGGGGCUCCUUGGUGGAGUGUCCCGCGGUCAACGACGUCACCGAAGCCACCGAAGCCACCGGCCACGGCGCCGGUUGGGGGUCCGAGGGGAGGGGGGAGGCGGCGGGGAGAGACGAGGUGAUGCCGUGGGGACAAGAGAGGUCAUCGGUGACGGGAGAGGUGGCAGCCGGGGCGCAAGGGACGUCCCCUUUGGCGUCGGAGGUGGCCUCGUGGGGACGAGAAAGGUCUUCGUUGACGCAAGAAACGUCGUCGUUGACGCAAGAAACGUCAUCAUUGACGCAAGAGAGGCCACCGUUGACGCAAGAAAGGUCAUCGUUGACGCAAGACAGGUCUUCGUUGACGCAAGAAAUGUCAUCGUUGAUGCAAGAAACGUCAUCGUUGACGCAAGAGAGGUCUUCGUUGACGCAAGAGAGGCCACCAUUGAUGCAAGGGACGUCCCCUUUGGCAUCGGAGGUGGCCUCGUGGGGACGAGAAAGGUCAUCGUUGACGCGAGCGACGUCCCCACUGGCAUUGGAGAUGACACCGUGGGGACAAGAGAGGCCGCCGUUGACCAGAGAGGUGGCACCUGGGGCGCAAGGGACGUCCCCUUUGGAACUGGAGAUGGCCCCGUGGGGACAAGAGAGGCCACCAUUGAUGCAAGUGACGUCCCCUUUGGCAUCCGAGGUGGCCCCGUGGGGACAAGGAAGGUCAUUGUUGAGUCAAGAGAGGCCGCCGUUGACCAGAGAGGUGGCACCUGGGGCUCAAGGAAUGUCCCCUUUGGACUCAGAGGUGGCCUCGUGGGGACAAGAAAGGUCUUCGUUGACAAAAGAGGUGGCACCCAGGGCACAAGGGACAUUCCCUUUGGCAUUGGAGAUGACACCGUGGGGACGAGAGAGGCCACCGUUGAGUCAAGAGAGGCCACCAUUGAGUCAAGAGAGGCCACCGUUGAGUCAAGAGAGGCCACCGUUGAUGCAAGGGGCGUCCCCUUUGGCAUCAGAGGUGGCCCCGUGGGGACAACAAAGGUCAUCAUUGAGUCAAGAGAGGCCACCAUUGACCAGAGAGGUGGCACCCGGGGUGCAAGGGACGUCCCCUUUGGAAUUGGAGGUGGCCCCAUGGGGACAAGAAAGGUCUUCGUUGAGUCAAAAGAUGCCACCGUUGACGCAAGGGACGUCCCCUUUGGCAUACGAGGUGGCCCCGUGGGGACAAGAAAGGUCUUCGCUGACAAGAGAGGUGGCACCUGGGGCACAAGGGACGUCCCCUUUGGGCUUGGACGUGGCCUCAUGGGGACAACAGAGGCCUUCGUUGAGUCAAGAGAGGCCACCACUGAGUCAAGAGAGGCCGCUGUUGACCAGAGAGGUGGCACCUGGGGCACAAGGAACGUCCCCUUUGGCAUCAGAGGUGGCCUCGUGGGGACAAGAAAGGUCUUCAUCAACGCAAGAGAGGCCGCCGUUGACACAAGGGACGUCCCCUUUGGAACUGGAGGUGGCCUCGUGGGGACAAGAGAGGCCACCGUUGAGUCAAGAGAGGCCACCGUUGACGCAAGGGGCGUCCCCUUUGUCAUCCGAGGUGGCCCCGUGGGGACAAGGUCCGUCUUCGUUGACACAAGAGAGGCCACUGUUGACCGGAGAGGUGGCACCUGGGGCGCAAGGGACGUCCCCUUUGGACUUAGAGGUGGCCCCAUGGGGACAACAGAGGCCUCCGUUGCCUCAAGAGGGGCCACCGUUGAUGCAAGGGACGUCCCCAUUGGCUCUGGAGGUGGCCCCGUGGGGACAAGAAAGGUCAUCGUUGAGUCAAGAGAGGCCAUCGUUGACGAGAGAGGUGGCACCCGGGGCGCAAGGGACGUCCCCUUUGGCAUCGGAGGUGGCCUCGUGGGGACAAAACACGUCAUCGCUGACACAAGAAAGGUCUUCGCUGAUGCAAGAGAGGCCACCGUUGACGCAAGAAAGGUCAUCGUUGACGCAAGAGAGGCCACCGUUGAUGCCAGGAACGUCCCCUUCGGCAUCGGAGGCGGCCCCGUGGGGCCAAGAGAGGCCACCGUUGACCCCAGAGACGGCAGCGGUGACGCGAGUGACAGCACCGUGGGGCCAAGAGAUGCCACCGUUGCCGCGAGAGGCGGCACCUGGGGCGCAAGGGACGUCCCCUUCGGCCCCCCAGCUGGUCCCGCGGGGACAAAGGCCACCGCUGAUGGGGGAGGUGGCACCUUUGCCACCAGCGAGGUCCCCUUUGACCCCAGAGACGUCCCCGUGGGGACAAGAGACGUCACCUUUGCGAGGAGGGACGGUGCCCGGGACACAAGGGACGUCCCCUUUGGCACCAGAGGUGGCCCCGUGGGCGCCAGAGGCGUCACCUUCGUCACAAGGGACGUCCCCGUGGGCGCCAGAGACGUCCCCCGGGGCGCGAGGGACGUCCUCUGUGGCACCGGAGGUGUCCCCGAGGACGCGAGGGACGUCACCUACCCCGCGAGAGAUGUCACCUACCCCGCGAGGGACGUCACCUACCCCGCGAGGGACGUCCCCGUGGGCGCGAUGGACAGACGUGACGGCCCCCGGGGCACCGGGGACGUCCCCGUGGACACAAGGGACAACACCCGGGGCGCCAGGGACGUCCCCGAGGGAGGUUUUUCCCCGGGGGGGUCCUUGGGGACCCCCGCCAGGGUCCCCCUUCCCGGGCGCCGGCGUCCCCGCGGCCGCGUCCCCGCCGGCCGAGGGUCCCGAGAAGGUGGCCCUGGUGGGCGGGGGUCUCGGGGAACCCCUCGGGGACACCCCCGCGGUCACCCCUCCGUCAACCGGGGCCAGCCGGGGCGGCGCCCCAAGGGGGGGCGUGGAGGGGUGCCAAGGGACAUCCCCAAAGGGGUCCCAAGCGGGGUGCCAAGGGACACCCCCGAAGGGGUCCCCAAAGGGGUCCCCAAGGUGCCAAGAGGUGUCCCCAAAGGGGUCCCCACAGACGUCCCCCUCGGGGUCCCCCGAGAGGUGCCAAGUGACAUCCCCACGGAGCCGCCCCGUGACCUCCUCGGGGCGGUGCCCCGAAGGGGACCCCAAAAAGUGUCCCAAGACGUCCCCAAAAGCGUCUCCAAGGCACCCAGGGAUGUCCCCAAAGGCGUCCCUGGAGAAGGUCCCCAAGGGGUCCCCAAGGAGGGGCUCAGCGAAGUCCCCAACGGGGUCCCCAGCCAAGGGACCACCCAGGUCCCCGAAGGGGUCCCCGAAGGCAUCCCCAAGGAGGUGCCAAGAGAUGUCCCCAAAGGGGUCCCCAAGGAGGUGCCAAGAGACGUCCCCAAGGAAACACCAACAGACGUCCCCAAAGGUGUCCCCAAGGAGACGCCAAGUGACAUCCCCAAAGAGGUGCCAGGAGAUGUCCCCAAGGGGGUCCCCAAGGAGAUGUUCGGAGACGUCCCCAAAGGUGUCCCCAAGGAGACGCCAAGAGAUGCCCUCAAGGGGGUCCCCAAGGAGGUGCCAAGAGACGUCCCCAAAGGGGUCCCCAAGGAGACGCCAAGAGAUGCCCUCAAGGGGGUCCCCAAGGAGGUGCCAAGAGAUGUCCCCAAAGGGGUCCCCAAAGACGUGCCAAGAGACGUCCCCAAGGUGCCACCAAGAGACGUCCCAAGAGACGUCCCCAAGGAGCCACCAAGAGAUGUCCCCAAGAUGCCAAGAGACAUCCCCAAGGAGCCAAGAGACGUCCCCAAGAUGCCAAGAGAUGUCCCCAAAGGUGUCCCCAAAGACGUGCCAAGAGACGUCCCCAAGGAGCCACCAAGAGACGUCCCCAAGGAGCCACCAAGAGACGUCCCCAAGGAGCCAAGAGACGUCCCCAAGACGCCACCAAGAGACGUCCCCGAGGAGCCACCAAGAGACGCCCCCCCAGGGGACGCCGACGACGCCCCCAGGCGGGUCCCCGGCCAAACCCCCGGGGGCGCCAUCCCCAAAAGAACCCCCCGAGGCGUCGCCGCCCCCGAGAGCGUCCCCGUCCUCGCCGGGCCAGCGCCCCACGGCCAGCGGCUCCGAGACGGAGCCGUCCCCGCCCCCCGCGGGCGGGGGCGGGGGGCGGCGGCGGCGGCACCCCCCCCACCCCCCUCCCCGGGACGCCGGGGACCCCCGCGCCCCGCCGCGGGCAGGGGGACAGGGACGGGGUGGCCCCCGGGGCCACCGCCGAGGGGGGCUUCGUGGUGCAGGUGUGCCAGGAGCGGCUGCAGGUCACCCUGCGCUGAGGACGUCACCCGAAAUCUGCUGGCGCCCCGGGGACAGGACGGGCACCCCGAAACGCCGGGGCGGGCGGGGGCGGGGGCGGCCGCCGGAGGGCGGGGGGGGGGACAACGGCGGCGGCGCCGGCACCGACGUCCCCGUCCCCGCGGCCGCCCCGGUCCCCGCGGCCGCCCCCAGCAGCGCCGACAUCCGAG